AUGUCCUCUUCAACCUCACACACGUACCCUCAACCGUACCUCUCCUCCGGGACAUCCUCGACGGGUUUGACGUUCGAUGCUAGCAAGAUCAAGCUGCACAAACUGGUAUGGGAAGCGCCGCACGUUUUGCGAGUCAGUUUCGAUAGGAAACCAGUCAAUAGCUGGAUCGAGCCGUGAGUCGCGGGGCGAGGCGAGGCGAGGGAAAAGAAGAAAAGAAGUUCCGCAGCUCACACACCCUUCACCCUACGCUAGCAUGUGGCGAGAAUUGGCGGCCAUCUUUGCACACAUUCGCACGGAUGCGAAUGUCAAUGCGGUGGUGCUGAGCGGCGAGGGCAGGUGUUUCACUGCCGGUCUGGAUCGUGAGUCGGGGCUGGGGGGAGAAAUGUAGUGUCACAGCAGCGGCUUGUCGCACGUGCCACGUGCCUCGCCUAUCCUGACCGAGCUCGAGCUUGCAUACAUACAGUCUCUUCCUCUUCUCUGAGCGCCAUUCUGGAUCAAGAGACGGACGUAGCUCGUAGAGCGUGGCGCGUUCGUAUCUGGCUGAGGGAGCUGCAAGAUGCUCUGACGAUGAUGGAAAAGUGCGAUAGACCCAUCGUUGCAGCUGUGCACGAUGUGGCGUACGGUCUGGCCAUCGAUCUGCUGUGCUGCGUCGAUGUGAGGAUCGCAGAGAGCAAAGCUAGAUUCUCCAUCAAGGUUAGUCGCGGCCGAGCGUGAGGGGUCGGCGUCGGCGUCGGCGUCGGCACGACACUCUACUUACACACCACGCUGCCGACAUGUACAGGAAGUGGAUGCGGGAUUAGCAGCAGAUGUGGGCACCUUGCAGCGUUUCCCAAAAAUUGUAGGCAACGAGUCGGCAGCGAGGGAGCUAGCAUUGACAGGCAGAGAGUUUGACGCUCAAGAAGCGCUACGCAUCGGAUUUUUGAGUCGCGUGGUGGAAGGAGGCAGAGAUGGCGUGCUUGGUGAGCGAGCGAGCGAGGGAGCGAGCGCUGCACGAGCCGCGGGGGGACGCGCGGGGGGGACGCGCUGAUGGCAGCCGCUGACACUCCCAGCCCCGCACGCACGCACGCACGCACGCACGCACGCACGCACGCGCACCCAGCCGCGGCCAUCGCAAUCGCAAAGGACAUUGCAUCCAAAGCGCCCAUCGCUGCGCGCGGAACCAAAGAUUUGCUGCUUCAUGCCCGGGAUCACAGGUGAGCGUGGGUGAGCGUUGGUGAGACGUUUACUUCGCAUCUGGCUGACCUGACCGCCCUGCCACAGCGUCGAUGAUGGUCUGGCAUACACGGCGGCUUGGAACGCCGCCAUGCUGCAGAGCGAAGACAUACCCGUCGCGGUGAGUUGCAAGAGGCGCGCAUCGCAUCGCAUCGCAUCGCUCGCUCUCUCGUCACUCAUUGAACUCGCGUUCGCGCCCUUGUAGAUGGCCGCCGUGCUUCAAAAGAAGAAGCCCACGUUUGAAAAGCUUUGA
This is a messenger RNA of Ceraceosorus bombacis, 1465 nucleotides long. The record is from the annotation of a GenBank genome assembly. Lineage: Eukaryota; Fungi; Basidiomycota; Exobasidiomycetes; Ceraceosorales; Ceraceosoraceae.